AUUGUCUCUCUGUCUCUCUCUUCACCUCUUUCCAAAAUCUCGUCUGUAAUUUUUUUUUUUUUUUAAUUUUCAUACAGCUUCUUCAAACCCUCCAAAAUACUCUCAUAAACCCCUUUCUUUCUUGCAAUCUCUUAUCCUCCUCACAACCUCCAACUUAAAAUUACCCCUCGAUAAUAAAUUUAUUACGAUCCUGCCUUCCCCCGCCUUCCCAUCUCUCCGACUUAUUCUCUUUUCUCUCUUCCCAAAAUACCCCUCCGUCGCCUCCUAAAUUACCUUCUCUCAUUUCAACGGCGGGCCGGAUUCAAUCACGAAUCAAGUGAUAGCUCCGAAGACAUUGCCCCUUCUAUUCUUCUAGAAUAUUCUGUUUUCCUUCAAAUUGCUUCUCAAGUUGUUUGCCUGCUGCAUUUGGUUAGAGUUUAGAGCUUUGCAGGCUGUAAAAGUACAGGUUUAUUAUUCAUUUCAAAAGGAUCCAAUGGAGCUGAAAGAUUCAUCGCCUAAGCUUGGUGGUAUUUCUCCUCCUGAUUGCAUGAGUGAUCCUGAGGAGAAAGAAGUCAGUGAUGAGGAUGAUGAUGAUCGCAACCAUAAGCAUCGUAAACGGGAUACACGUUCUCAAUCAUUAGAGAGAGAUUCUUUGGAUCCACUAUUUACAAGGCCAUACAGAAAGCGCAAUAAACCUUUUGAAAAUGGGCAUCCUUUCAGAGAAAAUGAAUCUCAAGCAGGUGAAACCUGGAAAAAUUAUAACAGUUUGCCUCUAGACAAAGAGUUGACAUCCAAGUUUGAUAGAAGACGCCCUGGAUUAGCAUCACUUCCCCGAGGACAUUUGGAUCUGAACCAGAGAAUUAGGUCAAACCAAACAUUCAGUGGAGACUCUGGUCCUGGUAGGGGAAGAGGAAGGGAUAACUCUUCUUGGAAUCAACGUGAUUCUAGGUUCAACUCAGUUGAUAUUGCUACUCAAAUGAUUCACCCAGGAUCCAUUGCUCCAAGUCUUUUUGCAGGAAGGGGAUUGCCAAAUGUUUCAAAUGCACAAAGCCCAUCAUGGAGUGCCUUUGGGCUUAUGCCAGGAAUACCAAAUGGUGGCCUAGAUACACUCCAUCCUAUUGGCUUACAAGGGGCGCUCAGGCCACCAAUGAAUUCUUCGUUGAAUGUGGGCAUUCCUCGCCAACGUUGUAGAGACUUUGAGGAGCGUGGAUUUUGUCUAAGAGGAGACAUGUGCCCAAUGGAGCAUGGUGUCAAUCGUAUUGUUGUUGAAGAUGUUCAGAGUCUGUCACAGUUUAACCUUCCUGUUACAGUUCCAAGUGCACAACUAUUGGCAACACCUGCUGGACCUGGACCACUACCUUCAGGUAUUCCUCCUUCAACCGCUUUGAUGAACAACAAGGGUAUACAUAGCAAAAGUAGCAAGCCUGGAAUGACUAAGGAUGCCUUAGGUUUGAAUGGUGCAUAUACUGGUUCUGCUAGUGCAAGUGGUGCUGAUUUGUAUGAUCCUGAUCAACCCUUGUGGAAUAACAAUGUACCAGAAGCAUCGACUGCACUCUCUGGACCACAUUCACCCAAGAUUGACGAAAUGGAACCCUUGCUAAACAAUGAUAUCUCUGAUCAUCAUCAAGGCAGAUUACGUGAUAGUGCUGAUAAUGAAUUGCCAAUUAGAAGCACUGGGUCACAGGGCACAAAUUUGUCCGUUUGGGGUAGAAUUGGUAGCUCAAGAAGUAGAAUAGACACAAAAGAUAAAAUUGAUCUCACACUCUCGGACUAUCUUGAGAAUGAAACCAAGGAAGAACAAGAAGCAUUUCCUAGCUCUCAAGGCACUUCCCAUCAGGUGAAGCGGAUCAGCAGUGAGGAUGAUGGCUCCAAACUUAUGGAUUCAUCAUUCAAGUCACAGACUGAUAGUUUGCGGAAUAGCAGAAAACCAACUCAAAAGGCACUUCGUACACUGUUUGUCAAUGGGAUUCCCAUGAAAAGCAACAAAAGAGAGGCUCUUCUUUCUCAUUUUCGUAAGUUUGGAGAGGUUAUUGACAUUUAUAUUCCCUUAAAUAGUGAACGGGCCUUCAUCCAGUUUUCAAGGAGGGAAGAGGCAGAAGCUGCUCUGAAGUCACCUGAUGCUGUAAUGGGUAACCGCUUUAUUAAGCUCUGGUGGGCUAAUCGGGAUAGCAUACCUGAUGAUGGCCUAAACAGUGGCAGCAGCUUAUCAGUAAUUUCACGUGGUCUAACAGCUUCUGUUAUUCCAGCUCAGCUUGUUGCUAAUAAAGGAAAGGAUAAUCUUCAACCUGUUGCUCCGAAGAGCAAUGCUGUCCAUGGUGCUGAUGUGCCUUCUCUCAAUUCCCCUAAGUCUGUUAGUAUGAAUGGUCCCAAGAUUCCCCCUCCAUUGCAGAAAAAGAUAGAGACUCUGGAGCAGAUGAAAGAGGAACUACGCAAGAAGCAGGAAAUGCUGGAGCAGAAGCGGAAUGAUUUCCGGCGCCAGUUGGACAAACUUGAGAGACAAUCUAGUGGUGUCAAAGGUGAUCUACUGACUGAGCAAGCUGCUAAGAGGCAAAAAGUGGGAGUUGCAGCUGAUCCUGCAAAAGCUUCAACUGCAAGUUCCUCUGAACCUGGUUGUUCUGCAGCAACACCAUGCACUGUAGCGAUGACAGAUAAGAACAAAUCAACAGAGAAUGUUGUGUCUCACAGUCCAAAGUCGAGUACUGCCAUGCCAUUGCAGGAAUCUAUGAGCUCAAAGCAGCAGUUUUGUCGGUCAGCACCUGUAGGGCAUCCAUUCCUGAUGAAUAAGUACAAAUUGGACAACCGACCUACUGCUUUUAGAGUUAUUCCACCAUUGCCUUCCGGUUUUGCGGAUGUUGAUGUUUUGAAGGAGUACUUCUUACGAUAUGGUGAUCUUUUCUCUGUGGAGCUAGAAGAUGUGGAAAAUGAAGAUGAUGAUAUGGGAUCGGGGGUGUUGGAGAAUUGCUCAGCUCUUAUAACUUACAGCACACACCACUCGGCAGAAAGGGCAUAUGUAAAUGGUAAAUGCUGGCAAGGCAACAAUUUGCAGUUUACAUGGAUGACAUCUAGCAAUUCUAGCAAUGACCCUACUGGCAAAGAAACUUCAUCUUCCAUGCCAAAGGAGCCUUCAGAAGCUGAUGUCCGUACAGAAGAAAAAUUAGCAAGCAGCUCCCAGGAAGUUGUUGCUGCAGGCAAUGGGGAAUCUGAGAAUUCAGAUGGAGAGAGUUUUGUUGAGCAUGUGGAAUUGGCUGAAGUUUCAGACCAUAUUCCAUCCCCAACGGCCAGUGUGAAAGAGUACUAAACGUGACGCAUGUUGAGGAUGAGGGCUGUUUUUGGAUUUGUACAGUGAGAAAAUGCUCAAUCUGUUCACCUCUAAUUUUCAGGAGUCUUUCAUUCUCAAUAGCUGAAAUUUCAUUUUCCAGAAUAUCUUGUUUCAUGCAUGGGAUAUGUAAAAAUGGAAAUUUCUGAUCUUUAAUUGCCACCACUAGGUUAACGGUUACUUGAGUGGCAAACUGUAUCGUCUUUUGAGAUUAGUUUUGUAGGACUGAAAGGGUUAAAAGUAAACAACAUUUCCAAUGAGAUUACUUAAAAUUUACAUGAGAAAUCUAUGGGAACUGAUUCCCAUUUCAGUUUUACGUUGUCUUGCACUUGAACACUUUAUUCUUAAAAAUUCACGUGGUAUUCUGUACUGCAACUAAAUUCCUUGUAACAGAUGCUUUCCAUGUUGAAAUUAUGAAAUAGAAAGCUGUUUCAUUUUUCUCGUGUUGAAAUUUUCAGUUACACUAGCAGCUUGUGCUUUUCCAAUCUCGUCACAUAGCUUUCAAUGAACUAUGGAUUACAUGUUGCAUGUUAGGCUAUCACGUGCAAACCCCACUUUCAGCAUGCUAUCCUGAAGCUCCAUUAACUUGUCCAUAGCACCGGCCUCAAUGAAUGUACUGACAAGAAAAUUGUAGCUUGGAAUUCCUUGGCU
Messenger RNA from Durio zibethinus, 3946 nucleotides. Its product is annotated as zinc finger CCCH domain-containing protein 41-like. Gene Ontology annotation, cellular component: nucleus. Lineage: Eukaryota; Viridiplantae; Streptophyta; Magnoliopsida; Malvales; Malvaceae. The record is from RefSeq and is a predicted model, not a curated record. Gene Ontology annotation, molecular function: metal ion binding; RNA binding.